This is a messenger RNA of Populus euphratica (Euphrates poplar), 684 nucleotides long. RefSeq lists its product as uncharacterized. The transcript is spliced from 2 exons. The record is from RefSeq and is a predicted model, not a curated record. NCBI's taxonomy places the organism in Eukaryota, Viridiplantae, Streptophyta, Magnoliopsida, Malpighiales, Salicaceae. The coding region runs from base 63 to 452 and encodes 129 amino acids.
CAGCUUUUCCGAAAAAGCAUAGUGUUGCUGCGAAAGUGCAUGCAAGCUCAAAAGAGUCAGAUAUGGAGUUAUUAGUUGGCAGCAAAACAUUCAUGGAACCCAAGCCCGCCAUAGCUGAAUCAGCUUUAUUAUCCGUUCUGGAGAAGUUCUUUGAUGUGAUUUUCAACCUUCCUAUGGUGAACAGGAGGCUCUCGGAUGUGCUAAGCUUAUUAUCAUCAGGACAACCAAGCUGUCCACAGUUGUAUAUAUAUAGCUCUGCAGAUGAAGUCAUUCCUGCAGGGUCUGUGGAAUCAUUUAUAGCGAAGCAGCGAAGGGCUGGGCAUGAGGUUAGGGCCUGCAACUUUGUGUUCACACCUCAUGUUGAUCGUUUCAGAAAUGAUCCAAAACUGUAUGCUACUCAGCUCAGCCAGUUCUUAGAUGACUAUGUGCUUGCUAAUUGCAAGCAUUCUUAACCGAAACCAUGGAGGCAAUUAUUUUAGCCCAGCUUAUUUUUCUCCAUGAAUCACAUUAUACAGCUCAUAGAAUUAAUUCAUUUUUAUUCAAUAGAUAUCAAAUACAGCCGGAAAAUAGUUACUUUCAUUUUUUCAUUUGUACUUGUUCUUUACAUACAAUCAAAGUUAUACAAACUGUUAAAAAAGGUUAUUCAAUACUAAAUACAAGUUUGCUUUCUGGUUUUGGUCUGAA